Molecule: messenger RNA, 7477 nt
Organism: Ostrea edulis (European flat oyster)
Lineage: Eukaryota; Metazoa; Mollusca; Bivalvia; Ostreida; Ostreidae
Product: mucin-2-like
Exons: 2
Coding region: 1-7182 (2393 amino acids)
Source: RefSeq, a predicted model, not a curated record
AUGAAUCAAAAUGCCUCAACUACAACACAGCUACCCAAAACUCAAACUCCCUCAAACACUGCGUUACCGCUACCUGACACCACAACAUCAUCUCAACGCAAAACUCAAACUCCCUCAAACACUGCGUUACCGCUACUUAACAACACAUCAUCUCAACACGAAACUCAAACUCCCUCAAACACUGCGUUACCGCUACCUAAUAUCACAUCAUCAUAUCAACACGAAACUCAAACUCCCUCAAACACUGCGUUACCGCUACCUAACAUCACAUCAACAUCUCAACACGAUACUCAAACUCCCUCAAACACUGCCUUACCGCUACCUAAUAUAACAUCAUCAUAUCAACACGAAACUCAAACUCCCUCAAACACUGCGUUACCGCUACUUAACAACACAUCAUCUCAACACGAAACUCAAACUCCCUCAAACACUGCGUUACCGCUACCUAAUAUCACAUCAUCAUAUCAACACGAAACUCAAACUCCCUCAAACACUGCGUUACCGCUACCUAACAUCACAUCAACAUCUCAACACGAUACUCAAACUCCCUCAAACACUGCCUUACCGCUACCUAAUAUAACAUCAUCAUAUCAACACGAAACUCAAACUCCCUCAAACACUGCGUUACCGCUACCUAAUAUCACAUCAUCAUAUCAACACGAAAGUCAAACUCCCUCAAACACUGCGUUACCGCUACCUGAUACCACAUCAACAUCUCAACGGGAAACUCAAACUCCCUCAAACACUGCGUUACCGCUACCUAACAUCACAUCAACACCUCAACGAGAAACUCAAACUCCCUCAAACACUGUGUUACCGCUACCUAACAUCACAUCAUCAUCUCAACGCGAAACUCAAACUCCCUCAAACACUGCCUUACCGCUACCUAAUAUCACAUCAACAUCUCAACACAAAACUCAAACUCCCUCAAACACUGCCUUAUCGCUACCUGACACCACAAAAUCAUCUCAACGCAAAACUCAAACUCUCUCAAACACUGCGUUACCGCUACCUAACACCACAUCAACAUCUCAACACGAAAUUCAAACUCCCUCAAACACUGCGUUACCGCUACCUAAUAUCACAUCAUCAUAUCAACAUGAAACUCAAACUCCCUCAAACACUGCGUUACCGCUACCUAAUAUCACAUCAUCAUAUCAACAUGAAACUCAAACUCCCUCAAACACUGCGUUACCGCUACCUAAUAUAACAUCAUCAUCUCAACACGAAACUCAAACUCCCUCAAACACUGCGUUACCGCUACCUAAUAUAACAUCAUCAUCUCAACACGAAACUCAAACUCCCUCAAACACUGCGUUACCGCUACCUAAUAUCACAUCAUCAUAUCAACAUGAAAGUCAAACUCCCUCAAACACUGCGUUACCGCUACCUGACACCACAUCAACAUCUCAACGGGAAACUCAAACUCCCUCAAACACUGCGGUACCGCUACCUAACAUCACAUCAACAUCUCAACGCGAAACUCAAACUCCCUCAAACACUGCGUUACCGCUACCUAACAUCACAUCAACAUCUCAACGCGAAACUCAAACUCCCUCAAACACUGCCUUACCGCUACCUAAUAUCACAUCAACAUCUCAACACAAAACUCAAACUCCCUCAAACACUGCGUUACCGCUACCUGACACCACAACAUCAUCUCAACGCAAAAAUCAAACUCUCUCAAACACUGCGUUACCGCUACCUAACACCACAUCAUCAUCUCAACACGAUACUCAAACUCACUCAAACACUGCCUUACAGCUACCUAACGUCACAUCAACAUCUCAACACACACUUCAAACAGUAAGUACACCACAGAUUCCACUACCAGAUGUCACAUCAUCAUCUCAACACAAUUAUACAACUCUUAGUACAUCGCAUAUAUAUCUACCUAAAGUCACAUCAACAUCUCAACAUACGUCUCAAACGACCUCAAAUACAACACAGUUAUUGUUACCAAACGUUACAUCAGAAUAUCAACACACAACUCAAAUUGUCUCAACUACACCACAGUUACCCCUAUCAAACGUCCCAUCAACAUCUCGCCACACUACUCCAUCUGCCUCAACUUCAACACAGUUACCUUCAACUAAUGUCCAAUCAUCUCAACACACGACUCAAACUACCUCAACUACUCAGAUACCCAUACUUAACGUCCCAUCAACAUAUCAAUACAACUCACAAUACGCCUCAAGUACAACACAUUUACUCCUAUCUGACAUCACAUCAACAUCUCAACACAAAACUCAAACUCCCUCAAACACUGCGUCACCGCUACCUGACACCACAACAUCAUCUCAACACGAAACUCAAACUCCCUCAAACACUGCGUCACCGCUACCUGACACCACAUCAUCAUCUCAACACGAAACUCAAACUCACUCAAACACUGCCUUACUGCUACCUAACACCACAUCAUCUCAACACACGCUUCAAACAGUAAGUACACCACACAUUCCACUACCAGAUGGCGCAUCAUCAUCUCAACACAAUAAUACAACUCUUAGUACAUCGCAUAUAUAUCUACCUAAAGUCACAUCAACAUCUCAACAAACGAAUCAAACAGCCUCAACGACAAUACAGUUCUUCUUACCUAUAGUCGCAUCAACAUAUGAAGACACUACUCAAAUUGUCUCAACUACACCACAGGUACCCCUACCAAACAUCACAUCAACAUCUCAACACAAAACUCAAACUCCCUCAAACACUACGUUACAGCUACCUAACACCACAUCAACAGCUCAACACGAAACUCAAACUCCCUCAAACACUGCAUCGCCGCUACCUGACACCACCUCAUCAUCUCAACACGAAACUCAAACUCACUCAAACACUGCCUUACUGCUACCUAACACAUCAUCAGCUCAACACACGACUCAAACAACCUCAACUACAAUACAGUUAUUCUUACCUAUAGUCGCAUCAACAUAUGAAGACACUACUCAAACUGUUUUAACUACAUCACAGGUAUCCCUACCAAACAUCACAUCAACAUCUCAACAGACAACUCAUACUGUAAGUGGAACACAGACACCCUUACUUAACGUCAAAUCAACAUCUCAACACGUGACUCAAACUGUGACUACAACACAAACUAUGACCACACCGCAAAACCCUAUACGGAACGUCACAACAUCCACCAAAACUGUUUUAACUACACCACAGCCACCACUACUUAACGUCAUAUCCACAUCUCAAUCCAAACUUCAAACUAUGCAAACAUCGCAAAAAUCCCUACAUAACGUCUUAUCAACAUCUCAACACACGACUCAAACUGUAAAUACGCCACAGGAAUCCCUAUCAAAUAUCACGACAAUUUCUCAACACAAGACUAAAACUGCCUCAAGUACCACACCUAACGUCACAUCAACAUCUCAACAAAAGUCCCAAUCUGUCUCAACUACAACAUAUUUCAUCCUACCCAACGUCACGUCGACUUCUCAAUACAAAACUCAGACUGUCUCAACUUCUCAGUUGCCCCUACCUAAUGCCACAUCAUCAUCCCAACACACGUCUCAAACUGUAACUACACAGCGAAAAUUCCUACCAAAUAUCACAUCGACUUCCAAUUCUCAACACACUUCUGACUAUGCCUUACCUACAACACAAUUACUCCUACAUAAAGUCACAUCGACAUCUCAAUACAUGAAUGAAAUUGUAACAAAACCACAGAAAUUCCUACCAAACGUCACAUCAACAUCUCAACAAACACCACUAAAUGUAAAUACACCGCAGGAAUCUAUACCAAGUGUCAAAUCAACAUCUCAACACAUGACUGAAAAUGUCUCAACUGCACAACAAGUACCCUUCCCUAACAUCAUAUCAACAUCUCAAGAAACAAUUCUAACUGUAACUACACCACAAAAAUCUCACCCUAACGUCCCAUCAAUAUAUCAAUACAACUCCCAGUACGCCUCAAGUACAACACAGUUCCUCCUAUCUGACAUCACAUCAACAUCUCAACACGAAACUCAAACUCCCUUAAACAUUACGUUACCGCUACCUAACCCCAUAUCAACAUCUCAACACAAAACUCAAACUCCCUCAAACACUGCCUUACCGCUAUCUGACACCACAUCAACAUCUCAACACGAAACUCAAACUCCCUUAAACACUACGUUACUGCUACCUAACCCCAUAUCAACAUCUCAACGCAAAACUCAAACUCCCUCAAACACUGCCUUACCGCUAUCUGACACCACAUCAACAUCUCAACACGAAACUCAAACUCCCUUAAACACUACGUUACUGCUACCUAACCCCAUAUCAACAUCUCAACGCGAAACUCAAACUCCCUCAAACACUACGUUACCGCUACCUAACACCACAUCAGCAUCUCAACACGAAACUCAAACUCCCUCAAACACUGCGUUACCGCUACCUAACACCACAUCAACAUCUCAACAUCAAACUCAAACUCCCUCAAACACUGCCUUACCACUACCUAACACCACAUCAACAUCUCAACACAAAACUCAAACUCCCUCAAACACUGCGUUAUCGCUACUUAACACCACAUCAACAUCUCAACACGAAACUCAAACUCCCUCAAACACUGCCUUACCGCUACCUAACACCACAUCAACAUCUCAACACAAAACUCAAACUCCCUCAAACACUGCCUUACAGCUACCUAACACCACAUCAUCAUAUGAACACGAAACUCAAACUCCCUCAAACACUGCGUUAUCGCUACCUAACACCACAUCAACAUCUCAACACGAAACUGAAACUCCCUCAAACACUGCCUUACGGCUACCUAACACCUCAUCAACAUCUCAACACGAAACUCAAACUCCCUCAAACACUGCGUUACCGCUACCUAACAUCACAUCAACAUCUCAACACGAUACUCAAACUCCCUCAAACACUACGUUACCGCUACCUAAUAUCACAUCAUCAUCUCAACACGAAACUCAAACUCCCUCAAACACUGCGUUACAGCUACCUAACAUCACAUCAACAUCUCAACACGAAAUUCAAACUCCCUCAAACACUACGUUACCGCUACCUAACACCACAUCAACAUCUCAACACAAAAUUCAAACUCCCUCAAACACUACGUUACCGCUACCUAACACCACAUCAUCAUCUCAACACGAAAGUCAAACUCCCUCAAACACUGCGUUACAGCUACCUAACACCACAUCAACAUCUCAACAUCAAACUCAAACUCCCUCAAACACUGCGUUACCGCUACCUAACACCACAUCAUCAUCUCAACACAAAAUUCAAACUCCCUCAAACACCACGUUACCGCUACCUAACACCACAUCAACAUCUCAACACAAAACUCAAACUCCCUCAAACACUGCGUUACCGCCACCUAAUAUCACAUCAACAUCGCAACACAAAACUCAAACUCCCUCAAACACUGCGUUACCGCUACCUAACAUCACAUUAACAUCUCAACACAAAACUCAAACUCCCUCAAACACUACGUUACCGCUACCUAACAUCACAUUAACAUCUCAAUACACGCUCCAAACAGUAACCACACCACAAAUUGCACUACCAGAUGUCGCAUCAUCAUCUCAACACAAUAAUACAACUCUUAGUACAUCGCAUAUAUAUCUACUGAACGUACUAUCGACAUCUCAAACAACCUCAAAUACACCACAGUUACCCCUAUCAAACGUCACAUCAGAAUCUCGACACACGAAUCGCACUGACGCAGUCGCAACAACGUUACCUUUAGAAGUCACAUCAACAUAUGAAGACACAACUCAAAUUGCCUCAACUACUCUACAGUUACCCCUAUCAAGCGUCACAUCAACAUCUCGCCACACGACUUCAUCUGCCUCAACAUCACAGUUACAUUCACUUAAUGUCAAAUCAUCUCAACACACGACUCAAACUACCUUAUCUACACCAUCAUCACCUCUACCUUACACCGGACUGAAAUCUCAAUACACGAUCCAAACUGUAACUACGCCGCAGGAAUCCCUAUCAAAUGUCACUUCAACAUCUCAACACACGUCUCAAUCUGUCUCAACUACUCAGUUAUCCCUGUCUAACGUUACAUCAAAAUAUCAACACACAACUCAAUUUGCCUCAACCACAACAAAGGUACUCCUAUCUAAUGUCGUAUCAUCAUCUCAACAAAAGACUCAAACCACUGAUACACCACAGAAACCCCUACCUAACGUCACAUCAACAUCUCAACACACGUCUCAAACUGCCUCAAUCACAACACAGUUACCUUCACUUAAUCUCACAAUAUCUCAACACACGACUCCAUCUCCCUCAACUUCAACACAGUUAUCCUUGCAUAAUGUUGCAUCAUCUCAAAACGUGACUCAAUCUGUAACUACACCGCAGAAAUCCCUAAGUACUGUCACAUCAACAUCUCAACAAACGACUCAAACUGCCUCACCUACACCACAAAUACCCCUACACAACGUCACAUCAACAUCUCAACACUUAGCUAAAACUGCUUCGACUACACCACAGUUACACCUACCUAAUGUCGAUUCAUCAUCUCAACAUUCAACUCAAACUGUAACUUCACCUCUGAAAUCCUUACCUAACGUCACAUCGACAUCUCCAAACACGACUCGUACCGUUUCAAAUAACUCUGGAUCUACUAUCAACUCCCUGAUCAGUUUAAGCACAGCAUAUGCAAAUGUUCCCUCUACAAUUUCAAGCCUAAUAACCACAACAAACAAUUCCAUAAGAACCCAAACUGCCUUGUGUGAUGGAAGAAGUCUUCGUUUGAAAUUAAUCGGAAAGAAUAAUGUUCCCCUAGACCUGGACAUUUCAAAAUUGGACACUUUGAUGUUCCAGACACAACAAAGAGUCGUGUAUAAAUGUGCAAGUGAUCACAGACUGAUGAAUGGAUCUUUAACACAAGUUUGUAAAGAUGGACAAUGGCGAGGAGAGGUGCCUUACUGCAAAAGGUGCAAAUGUCCUUGUAGUCGGAUGAAGCACCAGGUUAUCAUAAAGACACCAGACGAACUCCAAAACAAAAUCAGGACCGUAGUUAAACAGCUCCAAGUGAAAAAAUCUGAUUUAUCUAAACAGACGAGCAGGAAGAUUUCCGCCGCAGAUCCGCGGACCUCCGCAAAAGUUGUAGGAUCUGUUCUUGGUACAGGAAUCAUCACGCUUGUUGUGUUGUUCAUUGUGGUGUUGGACCUACCUGUGUUCUAUAGACAUAUCCGACACGGUCCGUACGCUUAAACAUGUCAGAUCUCAACCAGCAACAUCGCCAUUGUAUGAAAAGCAAUGGAGUAGUUUAUUUACUGGAGAUCGAAUUGUUGCAUGCAAUACACAGCAUUUUUAAAAUAAAAAACAAAAAAAGAUAGAACACCUGUACAGGCUUAAGUCUUUAAAAGUAUUAAAUAGGUACUUCAUAUCUGUUACUGGAGCACGCGUCAGGAAGGCAACAGGAUAACAAAACGAUCUCCUCUUCUACAGAUUGUAGAUACAACACCGACAGUGUAUGUAGAUCUACGGCACUCUUCUUUCUUACAGA